This is a messenger RNA of Jaculus jaculus (lesser Egyptian jerboa), 933 nucleotides long. RefSeq names its product olfactory receptor 5W2-like. The coding region runs from base 1 to 933 and encodes 310 amino acids. Gene Ontology annotation, biological process: G protein-coupled receptor signaling pathway; sensory perception of smell. The record is from RefSeq and is a predicted model, not a curated record. The transcript has a single exon. Gene Ontology annotation, cellular component: membrane. Gene Ontology annotation, molecular function: G protein-coupled receptor activity; olfactory receptor activity; odorant binding. NCBI's taxonomy places the organism in Eukaryota, Metazoa, Chordata, Mammalia, Rodentia, Dipodidae.
AUGGAUAGAGGAAAUUGCUCCUCCUUGAAUGACUUUGUUUUCGUGGGGAUUACCAACAGCCAGGAGAUGAAAGUGACACUAUUUUCCAUGUUUCUACUUGUGUAUCUCAUUAACCUUCUGGGAAAUCUUGGGAUGAUACUUCUGAUCAGAAUGGACCCACAGCUUCACACACCCAUGUAUUUUUUCCUCAGCAAUCUCUCCUUCUGUGACCUCUGCUAUUCAACUGCAAUUGGUCCCAGGAUGUUGACUGACAUAUUUGGCAAGAACAAGUCCAUUUCCUUCCUUGGCUGUGCUCUGCAAUUCUUCAUCUCCUGUACAUUUGCAGAUUCUGAGUGCGUGCUGCUGGCAGUGAUGGCCUUUGACCGGUACCAGGCCAUCAGCAGCCCCUUGCUCUACACAGUGAACAUGUCCAGCAGGGUGUGCUCCCUGCUCAUGGCCGCGGUUUACCUCGUGGGUACGGCAGAUGCUUUGAUACAUACGACAUUGGCCUUCCAAUUAUGCUUCUGUGGAUCUAAUAAGAUCAACCAUUUCUUCUGUGACUUGCCUCCACUGUACCUACUUUCCUGCUCUGACACUCAGGUCAAUCAGCUGGUAUUAUUCAUUAUUUAUGGUUUCCUUGAACUGAGCACUAUCUCAGGAGUCCUUGUCUCCUACUGCUACAUCAUAUUAUCAGUUCUAAAGAUCCGCUCUGCUGAGGGGAGGGUCAAGGCGUUCUCUACCUGUACCUCCCACUUGACGGCAGUUGCGAUUUUCCAGGGAACGCUCCUCUUCACAUAUUUUCGUCCUAGUUCUUCUUACUCCCUAGAUCAAGACAAAAUGACCUCAUUGUUUUACACCCUUGUGAUUCCCAUGCUGAACCCCCUUAUUUAUAGCCUGCGGAACAAGGAUGUGAAAGAGGCCCUGGAAAAAAUUACAAGUAAAAGAUGGUUUUAA